Messenger RNA from Chara braunii, 3653 nucleotides. The record is from the annotation of a GenBank genome assembly. Lineage: Eukaryota; Viridiplantae; Streptophyta; Charophyceae; Charales; Characeae.
CUACGUGGUGAGGAGUGGGACCUUUGUCGUGCACCAACACCACGAUGGAUGACUAUCCGAUGUAUGGGCUACUUGUUGGGUUCUCCCUCUGGGGGACCCUUUGGCGUCUCCUCUUUCCUCUGAGCUUUUGGCCCACUUUCACGUGUAGAGUAGGGCCCACUCGUGGUGGGACUUCCACCAACCCCUACACGAAGGAGGAGGAGGAGAAGAUGGCCGCCAUUCUGCAGGAGAAGAAGGAGAAGAAGGAGGCCAAGAAGAAGGCCUUGAAGGAGGAGCAGGCGGCCAAACUGAAGAAGAUAGAGGAGAAGAUGGCCAAAGAGAAGGAGAGGAUACAGAAAGAAGAAGAAGAGAAGUUGAAAGAGGUGGAAGAGGAGGAAGAAGAUGAAACGCCAUUGCAGAGGAAGAGGGUGCAGUACAGUGGUAGUAGGGAUGAAGAGAUGGAGAAGCGAAUCUCCGAGUGGGUCGCCAACUUAUCCCUGGGCGAAGAAGAAGAGGUGGCGAUGUAUAUCUCUAAAGAUGAUCAGGAAGCCGCUAUGAGAGCUUGGGAAGCAGAAAAGGAUGUUGUGAAGCGGAAGGCAUUGGAAGACGAAAAGAGGAUGGAGUGGAAGUUGGCAGUGAUGAGGGAGAAGAAGAGGAGAGUGGACGCGGCAGCGGAGGCGGCAGAAGAAUUAGAGGAAGUAAAGAAUAUAGAAGAGCAACUGGCCGCCCAGACCGAACUCCCAGCGCAAAUGCGAGUCAUAGCCCGAAACGUUGCACGCCUGACACGAAUUCAGGCGGAGCAAUAUGAUUUUAGUAGGAGUCAACACAUAGCUGUGCGUUCCAUAAAGUUGGGGUUUCAAGACUUUGCGCGUGAGCUGGUAGGCGCUAUAGGGACCGAGGUCUCUUUAGACACCUCCCUCACAGGCGUGGCCGAAGAAUUGAAGGAGAGGAUGCCGGUCUGGGCCAAGAUGAAAAAAGAACAGAAAGGACAGCUAAUUCUGGUAGAUGUAGAGACUUUUAGAGGUAGAGUAGGGGCCCUAGUAGAUUCAGGGGCCACCCGCAGCUAUAUUAGUAGGAAGGCGCUGCAGAAGUUGAAGCUGGGGCUUAAAGUCCAAAAGCUAGCAGAUCCCAUAGUUAGUAUCCUCGCAGACAAUCAUACUAUGGUUGUAGAGGAGUAUGUAGAGGGAGUCCAGGCGUAUUUCCGCCUGCAGAAAGAUGGGAAAGUGGAGAAGGUCCUCCACUCCCUAACUCUCCUCGUAGAAGACAGUCUCCCAUUCGACAUUGUUCUGGGAAUGGAUUGGGGAGAGGCAGUCGGGGCCACGCUCCAUUUGAAGGAGCACGAGUGUAGGCUCCCUAGUUCUUCAGGCGAGGCUAAGACUGUCCGCCUGUUCCAUGUGUCAGGCGUAGAGAAUUCCUUGGCACAUUGUUGCCUGAGCGCGCCCGCAUUCGCCAGAUUGGUGAAGAAGGARAAAUUGGAGGAACAGGUCUUUGUCGCCUAUAUUAGGCCAGUGACUGAGCCUAAGGACGAGAAGCCCGUAGACCCUACUAUUGCCAAAUUGCUGGAAGAGUUUAAGGAUUUAACUAAGCCGMCGACAGGCACGGUGCCGCGGCCCAUCCAGCACCGUAUUGAGAUAGAGYCUGGCAGUAGAACUCCUAAGGGUGCUGUAUAUAGGAUGUCCCCGCGGGAGUUAGAGGAGCUACGGAAGCAGUUGGACGAGCUCCUCGAAAAGGGUUGGAUUAGGCCCAGUUUGUCUCAUUUUGGAGCCCCUGUUCUCUUUGUCCCUAAGAAAGAGGGAGAGCUGAGGAUGUGUAUAGACUAUGGGGGUCUGAAUGCUAUUACAGUAAAGAAUGUUGAGCCACUGCCUAGGAUAGACAAUCUCUUAGAUCGAGUGCAAGGGGCCAAGUACGUCUCUAAGAUAGACUUAAAGUCCGGAUACAAUCAGAUAGAGGUACAUCCUGAUGAUCAGUAUAAGACAGCCUUCCGGACUAGGUACGGGCACUAUGAGUUUCUGGUGAUGCCCUUUGGACUAACCAAUGCGCCAGCUACGUUCCAGCGUUGUAUGAACGAUUUGUUUAGGUCAUGGUUAGAUAGAUUUGUUGUAGUGUACCUAAAUGACAUUCUAGUGUUUAGUAAGACCCUCGACGAGCAUCAGGGUCAUCUCAGGCAGGUCUUGSAGAAGCUGAGAGAAGCUAACUUCAAGAUCAAUGCGAAGAAGUGCGAUUGGGCAAAGACCCAAGUUUUGAAGUUCGUGAGAAACUUCUCCACCAUCGCUGCGCCCCUUCGCAGAUUGCUAAGAAAAGAGACAAUCUGGAAGUGGGACAAGGACUGUACGUCUGCCAUGAAGAAGCUAAAGCAGGCGUUGAUAGAGUACCCGGUCCUUAAGGUCGCCGAUCCGUCCUUGCCUUUUGUCGUUACUACGGAUGCUAGCCAGUACGGCAUAGGCGCAUUGUUACAGCAAGACGAUGGCAAUGGCUAUAGACCCGUAGAGUUCAUGUCCGCCAGAAUGCCUUCAGAGAAGGUCGCGACAUCUACCUAUGAGAGGGAACUCUACGCUCUCAGGCAAGCAUUAGACCACUGGAAACACUGCUUGCUUGGGAGGCACUUCAAAGUCUAUUUGGACCAUGAAACGUUACGAUGGUUAAAGACCCAGGCCAAGAUGACACCUAAGCUUUCUAGGUGGGCCGCAGAGAUAGAUCAGUACGACUUCGAGCUCAAGCCUGUYAAAGGGAAGUACAAUGUAGUCGUGGAUGCUCUGAGUAGGAGAGCAGCUUACUUUGGGGCAAUAGUACAUCACCUCGAUAUAGGAAAGGAUCUGCAGCAGAAGGUUAGAGAAGCCUACGCGCAGGACCCUAUCUAUGCCGGCGCGGCGCGAAAAGUGACGACGUUGGAGCGCGUGAAGUGGUGUGUGUCCCGCCUUCGUCUUCCUGCAGACGACAACGAUCCGGUGGCUCGCCAUUUCUUCACGCGCCCGUCAUUCGUGUACGAGGAGCUGCCCUCAACCACUCCAUCGUCCGCUGGAACAGUGUGUGACGAGGGUCCAGUCGUCCGUCUGUUGUGCGUGUUCAACAAGGCACCGUCGGGGCAUCAUGAUGGAACACGUGUCGCAAGAGCAGUGUCGGCGGUGGCCAUGCGAUGUCGCAUCGAGAGAACGACGGCGCGGUUGAGGACGAGAGUGUCUAUCCGCAGGCAGCGUGAGCUCCUCCAGCACGUUAUGGCGGCGCCAGACUGCGUGUCCAUGUCCGAAUCCAUUAUCCAGUUGUGUGCCACCAUGUCAUCCGGGGUGAUACCGCGGGCGACUCCAAGGUGGUGGAUGCGGAGAAGGACUGGUGGCACGUGGGAGGAUCUCCGGAAGAUGGACGACGCCUCGGACGAGUACUACAAGGAAAAGUUGAGGAUGACCCCCAGGGUGUUCAUGGAGAUCGUGGAGGCGUUGUCCCCUCUUCUGCAGCGGCGGGUGACAUUCUACAGGGUUCCUUUGCAGCCAGAUCACAUUAUCGCAUAUGCGUUGUACCGAUGGGCGAGCGGUGAGAUGUACGAGAGCAGCACGUCGUCAUUCGGAAUAGGGGAUCGCAUCCGGGUUGAUCGCAGUGGAGGACGUUACGAGGGCGCUCCUGAGGGUGUACAGUGACAAGAUCGUUUGGCCUACAAGGAUGCGUCGUACGCUCGUUCUGCG